CAAUAUCGAAUGAAGUGCACGGCUGACUCAACGUACCACUUGGCUGCUGCAAUAAGUAGGCUGCAUUACUGAGACCGGCACAGUGCUCACUGAAACGCCAACAUGUACAAACUAUUGUUGCUGAGCUGUCUGCUAGCCAGCUGUCUUGCUGGACCCCACGAUGUCCCAUCUUGGAUACGCGACGCGUCUCGGCCGCCGUGGCGUGGAGGGCGCGGCUGCGCAGAUCGGCGCGCGGGUUGGGAGGCGUGCGCACACGUUAACAGCACGGUGUCGCUGGCGCCGCACCCCCGCGACUGUCGCCUCUUCUUCUACUGCAGCAGCAUCGGCAUCGGCAUCCCCCUGGUGUGCCGCCGCUGUCCUGCCGGCCUGCACUUCAACCCGGAACUACUAGUCUGCGACUGGCCAAACAACGUCAACUGCACGGCCGGUCCUCCUCCUCGCCCGCGGCCCACACUACAUCCCACUGACAGCACAGCACUACCUACUGAUACCACUGUCAUAUAUUCUGAAACUCCUACUCCAGUCGCUGAAAGUACUGUUGCUGAAACUUCCGACCAGCCCACGUCAAUGUCGACGCCGCCGCAGUAUUAAAUAUUUUUUGUUCAUUCCUAAUAAUACCUAACUAUUGAAACACGACGUAACUAAAACAAAAUGAUUUUUAAUCAAUUUGUGUAACGUCUUGGCUUGCAUUGUCUCAUUCACAUCAUUUUUUGUAUAAUUGUUUUAAAAUGUCUAUCUAUUAUCAAAUUAAACUACAAUUAUUUUGACCUUAACUUCAUUGCAUUGUUAUAAACAUAUUGUUGAAUAAAAGUCAGUUUCUUUAAA
Messenger RNA from Spodoptera litura, 825 nucleotides. RefSeq lists its product as uncharacterized. Gene Ontology annotation, cellular component: extracellular region. The record is from RefSeq and is a predicted model, not a curated record. Lineage: Eukaryota; Metazoa; Arthropoda; Insecta; Lepidoptera; Noctuidae. Gene Ontology annotation, molecular function: chitin binding.